This is a messenger RNA of Penicillium riverlandense, 1659 nucleotides long. Its product is annotated as carotenoid oxygenase family protein. Gene Ontology annotation, molecular function: carotenoid dioxygenase activity. The record is from RefSeq and is a predicted model, not a curated record. NCBI's taxonomy places the organism in Eukaryota, Fungi, Ascomycota, Eurotiomycetes, Eurotiales, Aspergillaceae. Gene Ontology annotation, biological process: carotene catabolic process. The transcript is spliced from 3 exons. The coding region runs from base 1 to 1659 and encodes 552 amino acids.
AUGGCGCAUGUAUUCGAACUCGCCGAGUCCCUCACCCAGGCUCCGAACUACUCGAACGGCCAAAAGUCCAGUUCGCAACUCAAAUUCCCCACAACCGAAGUAUUCCACGGUUUUAACAGACCCUCGCGCAUCGAAGGUGAUAUUGAGAACCUCGAGGUGACAGGUGAAGUUCCGAGGGAUAUCGAAGGAACCUUCUUCCGCAUCCAGCCAGACCACCGCUUCCCACCCAUCUUCCAGUCCGACAUCCAUUUUAAUGGCGAUGGGAACGUAACUGCGAUCCGCAUCGCGAACGGAGCUGCCCAUUUCAAGCAGCGGUACGUUCGCACGGAUCGGUACGAGGCUGAGAGUGCAGCGGGUAAAUCGCUCUUUGGGAGGUAUCGCAAUCCGUACACAGAUAAUGAAGCCGUCAAGGGGGUGAUUCGCACAGCCGCGAAUACGAACAUCUUCUUCUGGAGAGGCAUGUUGCUCGCAACCAAGGAGGAUGGACCUCCGUAUGCGAUGGACCCCGAAACUCUGGAUACAGUGGGCCGCUAUGACUUUGAGGGCCAGGUGCUGAGUCCAACCUUUACGGCGCAUCCCAAAUUUGAUCCCAAAACCGGGGAGAUGGUGUGCUACGGUUAUGAAGCUGGUGGUGACGGCAAUGAUGGCUCCCGCGAUAUUGUGGUGUAUACCAUUAACCAAGAUGGAGUCAAGACCGAGGAGUGUUGGUACGAGGCACCCUUUUGCGGCAUCAUCCACGAUUGUGGCAUUAGUGAUAACUGGGUUGUCCUUCCUAUGACACCGCUCAAGUGCAAUCCUAGGCGUCUAAAGGAUGGAGAGAACCAUUGGGCAUGGGAUCCGAAGGAAGACCAGUGGUAUGGACUUGUGCCUCGUCGAGGAGGAAUGCCAGAAGACAUCCGAUGGUACCGUUCAAAGAAUGCCUUCCAGGGCCACACAGUCAGUUGCUACGAAACCCCCGGCGGCAAAGUCGUCUUUGAUCUCACCAUCGCCGACGGUAACGUCUUCUUCUUCUUCCCUCCCGUGAAUACCCCAAUAGGCACCGUCGCCAAGCGCAACAAGCUGCAGAACAAGACCACGCGCUGGAUUUUCGACCCCAAUACACCAACGAACUCGUGGGUAGAUCCCGCCGAGGAACUCGACACGUAUUCAGGCGAGUUCUCGCGUAUCGACGACCGCUUCACUACCAUGAAGUACAAUCACUACUGGCAAGCCAUCAUCGAUACAAGCCAGCCGUACGACUUUGCCAAGUGCGGAAGCCCAGCAGGCGGCCUCUUCAACAGUCUGGGCCACUUCACUUGGGACGGAUCCGUCCGUGAGACGUUCUGGGCGGGGCCAUGUGCCACCUUCCAGGAGCCCGCAUUCAUUCCACGGGCGGGAAGCACCGAGGAGGGAGAUGGUUACCUGAUCGCGCUGAUGAAUCAUCUGGAUGUGCUGCGAAAUGACGUGUGUAUAUUCAAUGCUAAGAAGAUCGCUCAGGGCCCCGUUGCGGUGAUUCAUUUGCCGUUCAAGCUGAGGCUCGGCCUUCACGGAAAUUUCGUGGAAGAGAGCGAGAUCAAGGCAUGGAAGAAGAAGCGGGAGCGAGAGUUGGGCCCUGUCAAGGCUUCGAGCCAGCCACUGCCGUGGCAGCAAAGGCGGAAUGGCAAUGUUAGCGGUAAUUGA